GAACUUCUCCAACUUCCACCACGGGGCUCCUCCUUCCAACAUACUCCGGAAUUGAACUUUCUUGUUCUGUUCCACGUUCCCAAGAAAGUCCAUCAUGGCUAGCAGCUUGCGGAUUUUGGUCCCCGUUAAGCGGGUGAUCGAUUAUGCGACCAAGCCCCGCAUCAACAAGGCGCAAACCGGUGUCGAGACCGCCGGCGUCAAGCAUUCCCUGAACCCAUUCGACGAGCUCUCCAUCGAGGAGGCCGUGCGAUUGCGCGAGCGCAAGGGCCCUCUCAAGGUUGAGAACAUCCUGGCCCUGUCCGCCGGUGGCCCCAAGACCCCCGAUGUCCUGCGUACCGCCAUGGCCAUGGGCGCCGACCGUGCUUUCCACAUUGAUGUCCCCGAUUCAGCAGCGGGUGGCCCCGAGCCGCUGACCAUCGCCAAGUUGCUGAAGGGUGUUGUUGAGAAAGAAAACAUCAACCUUGUCCUCCUGGGCAAGCAGGCUAUCGAUGGUGACCAGGGUCAGACCGGCCAGAUGCUGGCUGGUCUGUUGGGCUGGCCCCAGGCCACCCAGGCCAGCAAGGUCGAGGUAAAGGACGAGGCUGGUACCGUCGAGAUUACCCACGAGGUUGACGGAGGUGUCGAGACUCUCCGCGCCAAGCUGCCCUUGGUCAUUACAACCGAUCUGCGGUUGAACGAGCCCCGCUACGCUACCUUGCCCAACAUCAUGAAGGCGAAGAAGAAGCCUUUGGAGAAGAAGACCCUCGCUGACUUUGGCGUUGAUGAUACCCGGCGAUUGAAGACCAUCAAGGUCACCGAGCCCCCAGCUCGCACUGGUGGCGGCAAGGUCGAGGAUGUGGAUGGCCUCGUGUCGAAGCUGAAGGAGCUUGGAGCCUUGUAAGCGGGAUGGAUGACGCGGUUGCCUUGUUAUAUUUUUGUCCCAUGUGUUUCUAUACCAACGAACGAUCCAGCUAGAUUUGGACCUUGUUUAUUUCAACAUUCUGAUGCCUUCUCAUGAUCAUAUUGGCUGGCGUGACAUAGCUCUGCAUUUGGGCUAUUCUAUCAAAUAAAUUCAAAAGAGCUUUAAGGAACUACAUUCGGUAGCAAGAUAGGUCACCAUCUUUCCGCAUGUUCGCUAAUUGUAAUUCUUUU
This is a messenger RNA of Penicillium brasilianum, 1131 nucleotides long. Lineage: Eukaryota; Fungi; Ascomycota; Eurotiomycetes; Eurotiales; Aspergillaceae. The record is from the annotation of a GenBank genome assembly.